This is a messenger RNA of Polistes canadensis, 1833 nucleotides long. Its product is annotated as protein TIC 214-like. Bases 337 to 1734 code for a protein of 465 amino acids. NCBI's taxonomy places the organism in Eukaryota, Metazoa, Arthropoda, Insecta, Hymenoptera, Vespidae. The transcript has 3 exons. The record is from RefSeq and is a predicted model, not a curated record.
AAAGUAAUAUAGAUUAUAUUUAUGUUAGUGUCGAGCUGUUACAAGUACUGCAUCUAAUCGUAUAUUCGUUCUAUAUCGAUAAACUUGAUAAACGCAUUUCGUUCGUUAUUUAGGAAAGUUUCUAAUCUAUACCGAAAUAUUUAUGUUUCUGGGAAGUGUCAAUCUAUAACCCACAUUUUCUAAUAGAAACAUUUAGAGUUAGACAAUUACCAUAUUUACCCGGAUAUCUAACAAACGUACUUUCUCGAGCAUGAGGGUAACCCGCAGAUUUUGAAGUUGGUCAAGUGAACUGCUCGAGUUUCUCUUCACUUUGGAAUCGAUCACAGCAGAGCGAGGAUGAGCUCCCUAAUCGCCCUAUUUUCAAUCUUCAUUCUUUGCUGUAGCGUGAAGUGUGAUAUUAUCACGACGACAAUCAAACCCCAGAGUGCAAUGAUUUUGAAAGAAAAUGACAGUCGUCCCAUGGAGAAAGAAACACCGUGGUCGAAUUUGUUAUUAAAGCAACUGAAAUCGGUUGAUAUCAAGAAUACGGAAAAGUUGGAAGGCAGUAAAAUAGAUAAGAAUACAUUGGAAACGUUCAACAAACGAAAAUCCAAAUUCUUAGGGAGUCUAGCUUUUCUAGCCGGACUUGGUUUUGGUGGACUCGCCAGUGCUGCAUCGUCAACUGUAAAAGCCUAUGCAAAGUUUCCUCAAGCCUCAAUAGCAAUGAACUUUGUUCCUUCGAAACAAGGGCCUUAUUUAGCUGCUUAUUACGAUCCCUAUUCUUUUGUCCAGAAUCCUUAUUUCUAUCAUUCUCCUUUGGGAUUCUAUCCUUUUGUCGAUCCUUCCAAAUUACAAUCCCUCACGUCUCAACAAAAUGGUAUCAAUCGUCCGACUCAAAUUAUUACUUUAUUCGACGAUAAGCAAUCUUCUGAUUCCGAUUCCGAUGAUAGCGAGGAAGAAUACAUAGUGAAAAAAACAAUAGCAGAUAAAUCGAAAUCUUCGAAUCGUCUUAAAAAUCAUGCCGAAAACACGGAAUCCCGUAUUGACAGCGUCUAUAAACAGACAGAAGGAGAGAUGACGAACGGAGUCGUUGCAUGUGCAACACGAAGUAAACUCGAGGAAGAAGCAGCUGAUGUAUCGAAUAGAGAUUCUAUGGCGUAUGAUUUGGAAGAGUUACAAGAAGAUGCCGAUGACUCGAAAGCAAUUAUGAAUAGAGUCAAAAAUCAAGCUCAUAAUUCCACGACUGUCAAUAGUUCUACUGCAAGACCUAAUUCAAGACCUAAUUCAAGACCUACUCAAAGACCUACUCAAAGGCCUACUCAAAGGCCUACCCAAAGGCCUACCCCAACGCCUACUCCAACACCUCAUCCAAGACCUACUACUACCGAUACAGCCACAGAAGAAAAUUCAACAACAAUGGAGAGUAAUAUUAGUUCUACGCCAUUUUUUGGUUAUUACGGUGGUAAUCCACUAGACAUAGAACACAUUGAUCUCACGUCUGAUAUGCAACCACCCAUUUAUCAUGAACCUAAUCCAAUUAAUUAUCAUUUACCUUACGAAAGACCUGCUAAUUUUUAUCCCGAGGAGAAAUAUCAUUUCUAUUCGAAUUCUUUUCCAAAUUCGUAUCCCUCCGGACCUUACAUUUCUGACCAUAUAACAGAUUAUUCGAGCAACGAUUUCAAUCGAUUUUUAUAUCCACCCGAUAAAAAUUCUCCGCCAUACGCUAAUCAAUUUAAACCUCUAACGUAUAGUUAAUAUGCAUAUUUCUAAUACAUAUAUUCACGAACGCGCACAAUGUUCACCUUUUCAUUAAAAAUACAAUACCACUGGAUGAAAGUUCAAUUUUAAUUUACA